CCAGGCAUCAUGGGCCGAGCCCAGCGGGCGACAAUAGGCAUGGAGAAGGACUUCCGGAAGAAAGGCGCUUGGAUGAGUCCGCCGUCAGACCCACUGGCGUACCCAGCGAGGAUCCCUGUGAUCGAAACAACAUCCGCUUUCGCGUCUAGGAACAAAGACAAGUCGUCAUGUUCGCCCGAACGGUCUGGGAACAAGGACAAGUCGCCAAGUUCACCCGACCGGGACAUGUUUGGCGGGCAUGGCAUGUUCGCCCCGUUGUGGCCGAUUGGGUGUGCCAUGGCCGCCGUCGGCCUGCUGCCGGUGACCUGCAGUCCCAUCCGCAUUUCCUUCCACCCGCUGCGCUCCACGCUCGUGUACUGCCUGGCCGUGGCGGUGCUGGCCCUCUGGUCCGGGUACAUCAUGCUGCAGGACCGCUACGCCAUGCUCGUGAGCCCCGGCGCCUCGCUGAAGGCCCGCUUCAACUCAGUCAUCUGCAUCACCCACGCGGCUGGCUUCGUGCUGCAGCCUUUGCUGUGGAUCGAGGCCUCCCACAUGAAGUAUAACGAGGCGCUCUGCACCAGCCUCAUGGAGACCGUGCCCGGCGCCGCCCGCUCCAGAAACCGCUGGUUCGCGGCCCUCGUCUGGACGGCGGCGAUUUCCCUCAUAGCGGCGGCACCUUUCCUCGCCACCGUGUACGUCCGCGUCAUCGCCGAGGAGGGGGGCUUCUACUCGCACAUAUUCAUGCACUGCCAAGUCGUGCUGCUCAACUUCUACAUUUGUUUGAUGUUCUCUACGCACCCGCACUGUGUCAAGGACUUCGCCAACGGACUUCGGCAGUACCUCAUCCAGGAACUCUCUCUUCAGCAUCCGUCCCCUCGGAAGCUAUUGAAGUACCGCCGUGCCUGGCUGCAGCUGCGGGACCUGACUCAAGGCUUGGUUACGAUGCCGCUCACCGGACUCUACGUGCUGCUGUUCAACCUGCUCUUGACAACCUUAGGAGCGUACCUCUGUCUUGUGUGCUUCUUCGAGCGACAGGUCGGUGAAAACUUCCUUAGGCCCUUGGAGGGAUUUAGCGGAAGCGCUCUUAUUGGAGAAGCGGCCAUGGAAGAAAUAAACAUUUUCCGGGAAAUCGUGGCUUCGAACGAGAUAACCGUAUCAGUCGCUGGAUUUUGGGUCAUUAAUAGAGGAACAGUAAGCUCGAUUGCUGCUGCAGCUGUCAGCUAUCUCGUGAUUCUGAUCCAGUUUCGUCAGACGGAGGGCCCCUCGGAGGACCUCGCAAACCGCUCCAUCGGAACUACUACAACUAAGACAAUGUCCAUUAAUUGAUUGAUGUUUAUUUUAAAAAUAAAGAUCUCCUUGUUAUAAAAGUUUCGAAAUUUUAA
Molecule: messenger RNA, 1361 nt
Organism: Thrips palmi
Lineage: Eukaryota; Metazoa; Arthropoda; Insecta; Thysanoptera; Thripidae
Exons: 8
Coding region: 10-1305 (431 amino acids)
Biological process (GO): sensory perception of taste
Cellular component (GO): membrane
Source: RefSeq, a predicted model, not a curated record